Messenger RNA from Microthlaspi erraticum, 1395 nucleotides. The record is from the annotation of a GenBank genome assembly. NCBI's taxonomy places the organism in Eukaryota, Viridiplantae, Streptophyta, Magnoliopsida, Brassicales, Brassicaceae.
AUGACGGCAGCCGGAGUAGCCGCGGCUCAGACGAAGAAGCUCAUGAAAUUUAGCCUUUCUCUCUUCCAACGAGGCUUUAGCUCCUCUAAAUGCAAAACGGCGGCGAAAAUGGCAGUGGCUCGGAUAAAGCUACUGAGGAACAAAAGACAAGUUGUGGUGAAGCAAAUGAGGCGUGACAUCGCCGUUCUUCUUCAAUCCGGUCAAGAUGCCACCGCUCGAAUCAGAGUUGAACAUGUGAUUAGAGAGCAGAACAUUCUAGCGGCAAACGAAAUCAUCGAGCUUUUCUGCGAACUUAUCGUCUCCCGACUCACUAUCAUCACCAAGCAAAAGGAAUGCCCUGUGGAUCUUAAGGAAGGUAUUGCGAGUUUGAUCUUCGCUGCGCCUAGGUGCUCUGAGAUUCCGGAGCUUGGAGAUCUCAGAGACAUCUUUGUCAAGAAAUACGGGAAAGAUUUUGUCUCUGCUGCUACUGAUUUGCGUCCCACUUGUGGCGUGAACCGGAUGUUGGUUGACAAGCUUUCUGUUAGGCAUCCCGGUGGAGAAUUCAAACUGAAGAUCAUGAAAGAGAUUGCUAAAGAAUUCCAAAUCGAUUGGGACACUACAGAGACUGAGCAAGAACUUCUCAAACCUCAAGAAGAAACCAUUGGUGGUCCAAGUGCGUUUGUUAGCGCCUCAAGCUUACCCGUGAAUCGUGCAGCUCACGACCCCAUUGAUCCUACAAACGCUGCGCUGAGAUCGAACAGCAGCACGAGCAUCAACACUCAUUAUUAUCAAGACACUGAGUCAGCAGCUGAAGCAGCGGCUGAGUUAGCUCAACAGGCGGUUGCAGCAGCACAAGCAGCUGCGUUACUAGCUAACAGAAGAGACAGCACCAACACCAAUCAUUCAACAGACGAGAAGGAUCAUCAUUAUCAUCAGGCAGGCUCAAGAAGGCAAUCCCGAGAUUCUGAAACAAGCUCCUACUACGCAAAACCGUCUGCGGAAAACAGAGGGAACUUUAGAAGAUACAGCUACAACAACAACCGGAGUAUUAAUGAAUCUGAGCACGAGGAAGAAGACUACAGCAGAACCGAAGCAGAAGCAAAGGAAAUGAGGAGGAGACACAGCUACAACUCUCCAUCGCUUCCUCCUCCUCCUCCUCCUCCUCCUCCUGCAGCUUCUGAGGCCAAGUUUGAUGAGUCGGAUUACUACGAGGAAGAGACGGAGACAGAGGCAGAGGAAGGACCAUUACAGAGUCGUGCUUCUUCCCUCCCGCCAAAUCGAGCACCGCCUCAGGCUCCUCAGUCCGGUGAAUCCAGAAGAGAGUCAAGCGGUCACGCUCACCCAAAACUGCCUGACUAUGAUUUGUUAGCUGCACGUUUUAAAGAAAUCAGGCACAGUAAAGGCCCGUUGAUCUGA